CGUUCAUAUCACCACCACAUGUUUACACUCAAAAACUCUACCACUCACUUUCUCUUAUUAUAGUUUUCUAUUCUUAUAGCUCUAUCCACACCCCCUCUUUUCCUUCUCUUUCACGAUAUGCUUCACCAAAAUAUUGCAAUGGAAAACAACUCCGAACUCUUUCAAUUCAUUGUUGCUAACAACCCUUCCUUCUUUGACUAUUCUAAUACUCCUAUGAUGCAACAAAGUUUAUGUAGCUCUUCUGAUAACAACAACAACAAUAACAACUACUAUCACCCUUUUGAAGUUUCUGAAAUCACUGAUACACCCUCCUCCCAACAAGAUAGAGCUCUUGCUGCUUUGAAGAAUCAUAAGGAGGCUGAGAAGAGAAGGAGAGAGAGAAUCAAUUCUCAUCUUGAUCAUCUUCGUACUCUUCUCCCUUGCAAUUCAAAGACAGACAAAGCUUCACUUCUUGCAAAAGUUGUGGAACGAGUGAAAGAGUUAAAGCAGCAAACAUCUGAGAUGACAGAACUGGAAACAGUUCCAUCGGAAACCGACGAAAUAACGGUAAUCUCCGGCGGGGGCGGAGACUUCAGCGGAGACGGUAGACUGAUAUUCAAAGCGUCGUUAUGCUGCGAGGAUCGGUCGGACCUAAUCCCGGAGCUAAUAGAAAUUCUGAAAUCUUUGCGGCUGAAAACAGUGAAAGCUGAAAUUUGCACACUGGGAGGAAGAACUCGGAACGUUCUUGUUGUUGCUGGUGAUAAAGAAGAUAGUAGCAUUGAGUCGAUACAUUUUCUUCAGAACUCGCUUAGGUCGUUGUUGGAUAGGUCGAGUAGUUGUAAUGAUAGGUCAAAACGGCGUCGUGGGAUGGAUAGAAGAAUGAAUAUGCCUUAAAUUAACAGAAUGAAUGACCUCGUUUUCAUUUCCUAGUAAUCAUUCUGUAUCUUCAGUUGUUUGUUUUGUAAUAGGAUUGGUUUGUUUUUCUUGGUUUUUGUUUCUAGGGCAUUGGAAAGAAUAGGGUUAUGAUCAAUGUCAUGUGAUUUUCUUACACAAAUUAGUAUGUGAAUUGGAAUUUGAUGUUUUGAGAGAAGAAACAUUUUAAUUA
Messenger RNA from Lathyrus oleraceus (garden pea), 1084 nucleotides. Its product is annotated as transcription factor bHLH106. The coding region runs from base 118 to 873 and encodes 251 amino acids. NCBI's taxonomy places the organism in Eukaryota, Viridiplantae, Streptophyta, Magnoliopsida, Fabales, Fabaceae. The record is from RefSeq and is a predicted model, not a curated record. Gene Ontology annotation, molecular function: protein dimerization activity; DNA-binding transcription factor activity. Gene Ontology annotation, biological process: regulation of DNA-templated transcription. The transcript is spliced from 2 exons.